CAUAAUCAAGGAACACGUAUUAUGACCGCUUAUGCAGCAAUCCUUAUCCGUAUUGCUCAGCUGUUCACAAUCCCUCACUCGUCCCCACCUCUAUUUAUCGCCCUUUCCCCCAAUUUCCCAAACCGGAGAAUUGGUUGUUCCGCUUCUUCUUCCGCCGCAUCCACCACCGCAACCCACGGCGGAGGGUUUUAUUUUAUCAUCUCACCACCACCACCCUCCAUGUCCUUAUUAGGAAUCUUCCAGAAACCCGCGGUUUUGAACUUCCUUGUAGACCUCGCCAUGUUCAUCGCUCCGCUCUGGAUUGCGGUUCUCGUCGGCGUCGUGCUCGGCUGGGCUUGGAAACCUAAAUGGGCCGCCGCCGUCGACAGUGAACAUGCUUGGACCAAUUUCUUCCACUUCCGCAGCUUCCCCUGGUUCCCCAAUUCGGACCUCCACAACGGACCCGAACCCGACCCGGAUUUUUCAUACUCCACCAGUUCGGGCGCGCCUUCUCUGAAAGGCGUGAGCUCGCUGGUAACUGAGCAAGAUUUGCGGCAGUUAUCGAAGUUAGUUGAGGAGAAAGAUGGUGGACUGGCAUGGAUUCAGAUGAUGGAUCGUUCUACUCAGACCAUGAGCUACCAAGCAUGGCGUAGGGACCCGGAGAGUGGACCGCCGCAGUAUCGAAGUAGGACUGUUUUUGAGGAUGCGAGUGCUGAGUUGGUGAGGGAUUUCUUUUGGGAUGAUGAGUAUAGGUUGAAGUGGGAUGACAUGCUUAUACAUGCUUCGAUUAUUGAAGAUUGCGCUGUUACCGGAGCAAUGAUGGUGCAUUGGGUGCGCAAGUUUCCCUUCUUUUGCAGUGAUCGAGAGUAUAUCAUUGGUCGUCGAAUUUGGAAUGCAGGAAAUGCUUACUACUGUGUCACAAAGGGAGUACCUUGCUCCUCUAUGCCAAGGCAGAACAAACCUAAACGAGUCGAUCUAUAUUAUUCGAGCUUUUGUAUUCGUCCAGUUAAAUCAAGAAAAGAUGGCCAGCUGACUGCAUGCGAGGUGUUAUUGUUUCACUAUGAGGAUAUGGGCAUACCCUGGGAAAUCGCUAAGCUUGGAGUUCGCCAGGGCAUGUGGGGAGCUGUGAAGAAGUUUGAUCCAGCACUACGGAUAUAUGAGAAAGAAAGGGCUUCUGGUGCAUUAUCACGCUGUGCUAACGCUGCUAAAAUCAACACUAAAGUAACUCCAGACUAUCUGAGAUGUCUGGAAGAAACAACUGGUAACUUGUUGGAGAAUGAAAAUCAGGACUCUUCUGUCAAACCAAUUGGGAGGAACAUACCUAAGCUUCUAGUUGUUGGUGGAGCCAUCGCGCUUGCCUGCACUCUUGAUCAAGGACUAGUAACUAAGGCAGUUAUAUUUGGAGUAGCUCGAAGGUUUGCGAAAAUUGGAAGGAGGUUGUGACUUGUUGAUGCAUAACGUUUUCAGCAUCUUUGAGAAAUUGCUAGCUAAGUCUUUCUGGCAGUAGAAUUGAAACUGAUAUGUGACUUGCUUUCAAGUCUGUUUACAGUGGAUCUAGUUGGAAUGGUAGUAUUCUUUCUCCAUUAGUUUGGGUCACGAGCCACGACGCAGCUUUUAAGUGGAAUUUAUGACAAUUGUAUAUUUAAGUCAUUGAAGAUUAUCUUGCUGCAGGAAUAACACCAAAUAUUUGGUUUUUUCUUUGGUUCAGGUCUUCUUGUUAGCCCCCCGGCCCCCUCUUUCUUUCUAGUUUUUACCUUUUAGUUUUGUUUUGUAUAUCAUCUUCAUAAUUUGAUUAUGAAGACACAUUGAACAAGAUAUGGUUCUCAGAAUUUGAUUGCACGGAAGUUUGAUUA
Molecule: messenger RNA, 1832 nt
Organism: Lotus japonicus
Lineage: Eukaryota; Viridiplantae; Streptophyta; Magnoliopsida; Fabales; Fabaceae
Exons: 6
Coding region: 22-1422 (466 amino acids)
Molecular function (GO): lipid binding
Source: RefSeq, a predicted model, not a curated record